AUGACAUGCACCACAAAAGGAGGGAAUCAGCAGGAUGCUGUCCAACUCGAUAAAUUUCGAGUUACCGCUCAAUUGUCUCGUCCAUCCUGCGCCAUGGAACCUAUUCACUGUGACCGUGAUCAAGAUGUUUGUGUUACUAUCACGAUGCACGUUGGUAGCGGCCAUUACUGGAUUGGCGCAGGAUGCGACCGACAUGAACACUUUCAACAUAUUGCAUGUGAGAAUGUCCGAACUUUGACGCGAAAUGUUCAACCAGGGGUAGUACAAGAACGACCUGUAUUGCAACGUGUGUGUGUUUGCACGAACGACAGAUGUAAUGCGGCCAAACAGUCUUAUUUAUUGCAAACUGAUAAAAUGCCUUACUUCACUAUUUUAGCCUGCUCAUUUCUUGUCUCAUAUUUUUGCCACAGUUUCACUUGA
This is a messenger RNA of Thelazia callipaeda (thelaziosis nematode), 420 nucleotides long. The record is from the annotation of a GenBank genome assembly. NCBI's taxonomy places the organism in Eukaryota, Metazoa, Nematoda, Chromadorea, Rhabditida, Thelaziidae.